Messenger RNA from Rhopalosiphum maidis (corn leaf aphid), 1214 nucleotides. RefSeq names its product omega-amidase NIT2-like. NCBI's taxonomy places the organism in Eukaryota, Metazoa, Arthropoda, Insecta, Hemiptera, Aphididae. Gene Ontology annotation, biological process: L-glutamine metabolic process; oxaloacetate metabolic process. The transcript has 7 exons. Gene Ontology annotation, molecular function: omega-amidase activity. Gene Ontology annotation, cellular component: mitochondrion. Bases 206 to 1117 code for a protein of 303 amino acids. The record is from RefSeq and is a predicted model, not a curated record.
CUUGUCAUUCGAUGGGUACGUGCAUAAUAUUAUGACUUUUUAAUUACUUCAAUAUCAUGAGUCUAAACUAUAAAUUAUAUCAUGAUAUUGUAGUGUUAAUCAUUCAGUUAUUAUUCAUAAAAUCAUUACAACCAUAACCAUUUAACAUUCAUAACGAUAGAAUUAACAUUAGCGUACACUAGUAAAUAGCGGGCGUUGCUCUUAAAUGUUUGCUGGUCGAAAAUUAUUGCAACAGACAAUCACAUUAUUUUCCCAAUUCAGAAUGGCUUCAUCUAGUUCUUCGGGUUUUCGAGUGGCCUUACUGCAGUUAACCGUCACGGCUGAUAAGUCGAAAAAUUUGGCUAACGCAGUGAAGCGUAUACAGAAAGCAAAACUAAAUGGCUGUACAUUAGCCAUAUUACCUGAAUGUUUUAACGCUCCAUAUAACACUGCUCUGUUCAAAGAAUACUCUGAAGUUAUUCCUGGAGGUGAAACAUGUGAAGCUUUGUCUCAAGCUGCCAAAUCAAAUGAAAUGUAUAUUGUAGGUGGUUCAAUCCCAGAGACACACGAUGGCAAAGUGUACAAUACAUGUACAGUUUGGGAUCCAAAUGGAAACCUGAUAGCCAAACAUAGAAAAGUGCAUUUAUUCGAUAUAAAUAUUCCUGGUGGAAUUUGCUUCAAAGAAUCCGAUGCUCUAGCUGCAGGAAAUACACUAAAUACAUUUCAAUUAGGAAAAUUUAAAAUUGGACUAGGAAUUUGUUAUGAUAUACGAUUUGCAGAAAUGGCAACACUAUACAGAAAACAAGGUUGUGAUAUGUUAAUAUACCCCAGUGCUUUUAAUAUGACAACUGGACCUUUACAUUGGAGUCUAUUAAUUAGAUGCCGAGCAGUAGAUAAUCAGGUAUUUGUGGCUGUUGCUUCACCAGCUAGAGUUACUGAUUCUAAUUAUGUAGCAUGGGGUCAUUCCAUGAUUGUGGAUCCAUGGGGUAAAAUUUUAGAAGAAGCUACUGAAAAAGACAUGGAUUUGUAUGCGAAUCUCGACUUUGGUGAUCGGGAAAAAAUGAGACAGCAAAUACCCACUGAAAAUCAAAGAAGAACUGACUUAUAUGAUACAAUUGAUUUAAAAAAUAAAGUUUGAGUUUCAAACAUCCAUAAAAUAUAGUACAUUUUUUUUAAACCACUAUAAGUAAAUUAAAUGUGAUAAAGAUUUAGUUUGAUUACACAAUUUAUAAAUA